GAGAGGAGCAGCAGGGUUUGUUUCGGCUGGUGGAUCUUGCGGGCACGGAGCGCAGCAGCGCAGCAGCAACAAAGGGACAGUUGCUGCAGGAGGGAGCAGCAAUUAA
Messenger RNA from Eimeria tenella, 106 nucleotides. RefSeq lists its product as uncharacterized. The annotation marks the transcript as partial. The transcript has a single exon. The record is from RefSeq and is a predicted model, not a curated record. Lineage: Eukaryota; Apicomplexa; Conoidasida; Eucoccidiorida; Eimeriidae.